Arvicola amphibius (Eurasian water vole) is the source of this 8052-nucleotide messenger RNA. It is a transcript of the gene Myo9b, whose product is annotated as myosin IXB. Gene Ontology annotation, biological process: intracellular signal transduction. Gene Ontology annotation, molecular function: protein binding; microfilament motor activity; ATP binding. The record is from RefSeq and is a predicted model, not a curated record. Bases 182 to 6727 code for a protein of 2181 amino acids. Gene Ontology annotation, cellular component: myosin complex. NCBI's taxonomy places the organism in Eukaryota, Metazoa, Chordata, Mammalia, Rodentia, Cricetidae. The transcript is spliced from 42 exons.
CGGGCGUCCGGGCGGGGAGCCGGCCGGGGACCGGCGGCGCGCGGCGGCCGAGGUUCAGCCCCGACUUUCCUCUGUCUCCUGCAUAUUCCUGGGCAUGGAACUUAAAGCCUUACACAUGCAUGCUGGCUGCCAGGGGUACGCACCCGCUGGUGAGGCAUGCUGAGGCCAGGAGGCCGACAGAAUGAGUGGACACGAGGCUGGCAGCUCAGGCCGUCGGCAGCAGGCCACCUACCACCUGCACAUCUACCCGCAGCUGUCCACCACUGGGAGCCAGACCUCAUGCCGUGUGACUGCCACCAAGGACAGUACCACGACCGACGUCAUCCGAGAUGCGGUGUCCAGCCUGCGCCUGGAUGGCUCAAAGCACUACGUGCUGGUGGAGGUGAAGGAGUCAGGCGGGGAGGAGUGGGUGCUGGAUGCCAGCGACUCGCCCGUGCACCGUGUACUGCUUUGGCCUCGACGUGCCCAGGACGACCACCCGCAGGAGGAUGGCUACUACUUUGUGCUACAGGAGCGCAAUGCCGAUGGCAGCAUUCAGUACGUGCACAUGCAACUGCUGGCGCAGCCCACAGCCGCUCGGCGCUUGGUGGAGCGUGGGCUGUUGCCACGGCCACAGGCCGACUUUGACGACCUGUGUAACCUGCCAGAACUGACUGAAGCCAAUCUGCUUCAGAACCUGAAGCUGCGCUUCAUGCAGCACAAGAUCUACACUUAUGCGGGUAGCAUCCUGGUGGCCAUCAACCCCUUCAAGUUCCUGCCCAUCUACAAUCCCAAGUAUGUCAAGAUGUAUGAGAACCAGCAGCUGGGCAAACUGGAGCCACAUGUGUUUGCUCUGGCAGAUGUGGCCUACUACGCCAUGCUGCGCAAGCGUGUGAACCAGUGCAUCGUCAUCUCAGGCGAGAGUGGCUCUGGCAAGACGCAGAGCACCAACUUUCUCAUCCACUGCCUCACAGCACUCAGUCAGAAGGGCUAUGCCAGUGGUGUCGAGAGGACCAUCCUAGGUGCAGGGCCUGUGCUGGAGGCUUUUGGGAAUGCCAAGACAGCCCACAACAACAACUCCAGCCGCUUUGGGAAAUUCAUCCAAGUUAACUACCUGGAGAGCGGCAUCGUGCGGGGAGCUGUUGUGGAGAAAUACCUGCUUGAAAAAUCGCGCCUGGUAUCCCGGGAGAAGGAUGAAAGGAAUUACCAUGUGUUUUAUUAUCUGCUGCUGGGUGUUAGUGAGGAGGAGCGCCAGGAAUUCCGGCUGAAGCAGCCUCAAGACUAUUUCUACCUCAACCAGCAUAACUUGAAUAUCGAAGAUGGAGAAGACCUCAGACAUGACUUUGAAAGGCUCCAGCAGGCCAUGGAGAUGGUGGGCUUCCUACCUGCUACCAAGAAGCAGAUCUUUUCUGUCCUCUCAGCUAUCCUGUACCUGGGCAAUGUCACCUACAAAAAGAGAGCCACAGGCCGUGAUGAAGGCCUGGAGGUUGGGCCCCCUGAGGUGUUGGAUACCCUCUCAGAGCUCCUGAAGGUGAAACGGGAGACCCUGGUGGAAGUCCUGACCAAGAGGAAAGCAGUGACAGUCAACGACAAGCUCAUCCUGCCUUACAGCCUGAGUGAGGCCAUAACUGCUCGGGACUCCAUGGCCAAGUCUCUGUACAGUGCCCUGUUUGACUGGAUUGUGUUGAGGAUCAACCAUGCCCUCCUCAAUAAGAAGGACAUGGAAGAGGCCGUUUCUUGCUUGUCCAUUGGUGUCCUAGACAUCUUUGGAUUUGAGGACUUUGAACGGAACAGCUUUGAGCAGUUCUGCAUCAACUACGCCAACGAGCAGCUGCAGUAUUACUUCACCCAGCACAUCUUCAAGCUGGAGCAGGAGGAGUACCAGGGUGAGGGCAUUGCAUGGCACAACAUUGACUACACGGACAACGUGGGCUGUAUCCACCUCAUCAGCAAGAAGCCCACAGGCCUCUUCUACCUGUUGGACGAGGAGAGCAACUUCCCACAUGCUACGAGUCACACCCUGCUGGCCAAGUUCAAGCAGCAGCAUGAGGAAAACAAGUACUUCCUGGGCACGCCAGUCCUGGAGCCCGCCUUCAUCAUCCAGCACUUUGCAGGCAGAGUGAAGUAUCAGAUCAAGGACUUCCGGGAGAAGAACAUGGACUACAUGAGACCUGACAUUGUAGCACUGCUGCGGGGCAGUGACAGUUCCUAUGUGCGCCAGCUCAUCGGCAUGGACCCAGUGGCUGUGUUCCGCUGGGCUGUGCUGCGGGCUGCCAUCAGGGCCAUGGCUGUGCUGCGGGAGGCUGGGCGCUUGCGUGCAGAGAGAGCUGAAAAGGCAGCAGAAGUAGCAGCUUUUGUACCACGGGGGACCCCACCAAACAGUGUGCACUCUGUGUCUCCAGCAGGAAUAAGUAGUCCUGGCACUCGAAGUCACACGGAAGAGCUGCCAAGAGGAGCUAAUACCCCUUCGGAAAAACUGUAUCGCUGUGCAGGGCUAGAUUUCUCCUUUGACCGCUCUGAGGAGUUGGAUGUUAACGCUUUUGAGGACAUCAUGGCUUUCUAUGAGAGCAGGAACGAUUUGCAUAACCAAAUCAUCAAGAGCCUCAAAGGACUGCCAUGGCAGGGCGAGGACCCGCGGAGGCUUCUCCAGUCCCUCAGUCGGCUCCAGAAGCCCCGCACCUUCUUCCUGAAGAGUAAAGGUAUCAAACAAAAGCAGAUCAUUCCAAAGAACCUACUGGACUCCAAGUCUCUAAGGCUUAUCAUCGGCAUGACGCUGCAUGACCGCACCACCAAGUCGCUGCUGCACCUUCACAAGAAGAAGAAGCCACCCAGCAUCAGUGCGCAGUUCCAGACAUCUCUUAACAAGCUGUUGGAGGCGCUGGGCAAGGCCGAGCCCUUCUUCAUCCGCUGCAUUCGCUCCAAUGCUGAGAAGAAGGAACUCUGCUUCGAUGACGAUCUGGUCCUGCAGCAGCUGCGCUACACGGGCAUGUUGGAGACUGUGCGCAUCCGGCGCUCCGGCUACAGUGCCAAGUACACUUUCCAGGACUUCACGGAGCAGUUCCAGGUGCUCCUGCCCAAGGAUGUCCAACCCUGCAGGGAGGCCAUUGCUGCCCUGCUGGGGAAGCUACAGGUGGAUGGCCGCAACUACCAGAUCGGGAAGACAAAGGUCUUCCUGAAGGAAACAGAGCGACAGGCCCUGCAGGAGAGGUUGCAUAGUGAGGUCCUGCGUAGGAUCCUGCUACUGCAGAGCUGGUUCCGUAUGGUGCUGGAACGCAGGCACUUCCUGCAGAUGAAGCAUGCUGCCCUGGCCAUCCAGGCCUACUGGCGCUCAUACCGUGUACGCCGUUCGCUGGAGAGGGCACAGGCAGCUAUGUACCUGCAGGCCGCUUGGAGGGGCUACCUGCAGCGUCGGGCCUACCACCGACAGAGGAAUAAUAUCAUCCGCCUACAGAGCCUCUGUCGUGGCCACCUGCAACGCAGGAGCUUCCGCCAGAUGAUGUCAAAGAAGCAGAAGGCAGAGGAACAAGCCAGGGAAGCUGCAGCAGAGACAUCAGAGGUUGAGCUGGGCCCUGCAACUACAAUGGAACAGCUGUCUGAGCAGCCUGUUGUGGAGCAGACCGGAGACCUUGAGAGUCUGGGUGUACAGACUGAAACCUGGAUGAAUGACAGGUCCCCAGCUGGCACCUCCUCACCUAAGAUGGAGGCACCCAGCCUGGAGAAGGGCACCCCAAUGCAAAAAACGGAGCCAGCAGAAAAUCACGAGAAAGUCCCCAGCAGCCGGGAGAAGAGAGAGUCGCGGCGGCAACGAGGAUUGGAACAUGUUGAGCUACAGAACAAACACAUCCAUUCCUGCAAGGAGGAGAGCAGCACCCUAAGAGAACCUUCCAGUAGGGCCAGUCUGGAAACUGGGGAGAACUUCCCUGAGGACACAAAGGGAUACAGGGAAGAUGGACUGCCCUCGGGGGCAUGGACUGAGGCCACAGCCCACUCUCCUUCAAAGCAGGUGCAGGUUGUGGAAGCCCCACCCGGGAGUCCAAGUCUCAGUCCCAUACAGCGGCCCACUAGCCUGGCCCUAGACAAUAGGGUCACCCCAGUGGUCUCCAUCAGCACUCCCGAAUCCCCCAAGGAUAAGGCCAAGGGUGGGGACAGCCCCAAGGCUCAGGACAAGCCAGAGAGUCCCAGUGGCUCUACCCAGAUUCAACGUUACCAACACCCGGACACAGAACGGCUGGCCACCGCCGUGGAGAUAUGGCGAGGCAAGAAGCUGAUAGCCGCUGGUGGUACCAGUGCCAUGCUGAGCCAAUCCCUGGACCUGAGUGAGAAGCACCGGGCUGUAGGGGCAGCCCUGACUCCUACAGAGGAGAAGCGCAUCUCCUCCUCCACCAGUGACGUCUCCAAGUUGUCUCCGGUCAAGACUCCAGCUGAAAUAGAUGGGGAUCCGAGCACCAAGAAGCCAGCCAUCCACAAGAAGAAGUCAGGAGAUGUGUCUGCUGGUCCUGAUGCAGGCCUAUCUCCAGGCUCCCAAGGUGACUCCAAAUCUGCCUUUAAGCGGCUGUUCCUGCACAAAACCAAGGAUAAGAAACCUAGCCUGGAGGGCGUGGAGGAGAUGGAGAGCAAUGGAGGGCAGGUGGCACAGGAAGCCUCCGCCAAGAAGAAUCUAGAAGCACUUUCUAGCCAGCAGCACCGCCAUGCUGUGGGCGAGAAGCCCCUGAAAGGGAAAAAGAACCGAAACCGCAAGGUCGGCCAGAUCACAGUGUCAGAGAAGUGGCGUGAAUCAGUGUUCCGCAAGAUCACCAAUGCCAACGAGCUCAAGUUCCUGGAUGAGUUCCUGCUCAACAAGGUGAACGACCUGCGCUCGCAGAAGACGCCCAUCGAGAGCUUGUUCAUCGAGGCCACCGAACGGUUCAGGAGCAACAUUAAGACCAUGUACUCUGUGCCUAACGGAAAGAUCCAUGUAGGCUACAAGGACCUAAUGGAGAACUACCAGAUCGUUGUCAACAACCUGGCUGCUGAGCGUGGGCAGAAGGACACCAACCUGGUCCUCAAUGUCUUCCAGUCACUGCUGGAUGAGUUCACCCGCAGCUACACCAAGACCGACUUUGAGCCGACUAAGCAGAGCAAAGCCCAGAAGAAGAAGCGGAAACAGGAACGUGCUGUCCAGGAGCACAAUGGACAUGUGUUUGCCAGCUACCAGGUGAACAUCCCGCAGUCGUGUGAGCAGUGUCUCUCCUAUAUCUGGCUCAUGGACAAGGCUCUGCUGUGCAGUGUAUGCAAGAUGACCUGCCACAAAAAAUGCGUGCACAAGAUUCAGAGCUACUGCUCCUACACAGGAAGGAGGAAGAGUGAGCCGGGUGCCGAGCCAGGCCACUUCGGUGUGUGUGUGGACAGCCUAACCAGUGACAAGGCCUCCGUGCCCAUCGUGCUGGAGAAACUUCUAGAACAUGUAGAGAUGCACGGCCUGUAUACCGAGGGCCUCUACCGCAAAUCAGGCGCUGCUAACCGGACUCGGGAACUGAGGCAGGCACUGCAGAUAGACCCUGCUGCAGUCAACCUGGAAGACUUCCCCAUCCACGCCAUCACUGGGGUCCUGAAGCAGUGGCUGAGGGAGCUGCCUGAGCCCCUCAUGACCUUUGCCCAGUAUGGAGACUUCCUCAGGGCUGUUGAGCUUCCGGAGAAGCAGGAACAGCUGGCUGCCAUCUAUGCGGUUUUGGACCACCUGCCUGCGGCCAACCACACCUCUCUGGAGAGGCUCAUCUUCCAUCUUGUCAAGGUGGCCCUACUUGAGGACGUGAACCGCAUGUCACCAGGAGCUCUGGCCAUCAUCUUUGCACCCUGCCUACUCCGCUGCCCUGACAACUCGGACCCCCUGACCAGCAUGAAGGAUGUACUGAAGAUUACCACGUGUGUGGAGAUGCUCAUCAAAGAACAGAUGAGGAAGUACAAGGUGAAGAUGGAGGAGAUCAGCCAACUGGAGGCCGCUGAGAGCAUCGCAUUCCGCAGGCUUUCCCUGUUGCGGCAAAAUGCUCCGUGGCCUCUCAAACUGGGGUUUUCGUCUCCCUAUGAGGGGGUCCGGACCAAAAGCCCCAGGACCCCAGUGAUGCAGGACAGCAGUUUGGAGGAGCUGGAGGCCCUCCCUGAGGAGACGGCAGGUGGCGAUGAGGACCGAGAGAAGGAGAUUCUCAUGGAGCGGAUUCAGUCCAUCAAGGAGGAGAAGGAGGACAUCACAUACCGGUUGCCUGAGCUGGACCCGCGGGGCUCUGACGAGGAAAAUCUGGACUCAGAGACAUCGGCUAGCACCGAGAGCCUGCUGGAGGAGAGGGGCGCACGGGGGGGCGUGGAAGGGCCCCCCGCACCUGCUCUCCCCUGCCCCAGUGUGUCCACCCCGAACCCCCUCCCCGCGGCCGCUGCCCCUCCACGCCGAAGGCCGACAUCCUUCGUCACGGUCAGAGUGAAGACACCCCGGAGGACCCCCAUCAUGCCCAUGGCAAACAUCAAGCUCCCGCCGGGCCUGCCGUCACACCUGACCGACUGGGCACCUGCUCUCCGAGAGGCUGCUGUUCUGGUGAGGCGUCGAGAGCCACCUGCCCGCCGACAGGACCAGGUACAUUCUGUAUACAUCGCCCCUGGGGCUGACCUACCGUCGCAGGGCACCCUGGACCAUGAUGUCAGACUUCCUGGAGCAAAACGCAGAUAUUCGGAUCCCCCUACCUACUGCCUGCCCCCCAACUCCAGCCAGGCCAAUGGCUGAGGACCAUGAUAGGCAGUCUGCAUGACCUGGAACCCCAGCUGCGGAGCUGGCCUUCCGCUCUCUGAGAAGGAUCCAAAAUGAAAAGCAUCCAGAAGGAUGAGACAGGCACCAGCUCUGUGUGGCGUGAAGGCUCGGGGCUGCUGGCCAGGAGCCCCAGUCUGCACAGUGGUGACCUUUGUACUUAGUCUCAGUAACUGUUUCUCUGUUUGUUGUUUACAUAACUAGUUCUAACAGCCUUACUGGAGGACCAAACUGUUAUUUUGUAUGUGUAUGUGACAGCUUUCAUAUCAGCUCUUUCCACCUUUGUGACCUGCAUGGGGGUGGCCAUGCCCGGCUGCUGGCUCCACCCCUGGACAGUGGACAGUAGACUUGUAGGGCAUCUGUUUCCCUCCCAGAUGCCUCCCAGAAUUGGCCAUAUGGCCAGAGAACCUUCCAGCAUUGUUGGAGCUUUCCGCAGGGUCACAGCUGUUGGCUGAAGACAGGACAGGAGUGGGAAGCCCCACCAACCUGCAUUCUGGGGAAGCCUGAAUGUAGCCCACUUGGCUCUGCCCACUGUGCCUUGGGGCUGCCUGCCCUAUGGGCUGUAAGGAGCCAGGGACUCCGGACCUGUCGGGGCAGGCAGCCCAGGCUGGAGCUCCUCUGCAGCCCCAGUGACAACCUGGGUCCUUCAGAGCGCAGCUCUCUUCUCUCAGGCUCCACCCCCUCCUAGACACACACGCAGGCCACCAGCCUGGGACCAAGGAAGCUCCGCUCCUGGAGGUGUGGAAUAAAAGUACUUGAGAAGUGUUGGUGUGGCCUUGCUGUGGGGCUGGAUCCGGGUGGGUGGGGUCCUGUCUGAGGAAAGGCCUGCCUGAAGCACCAGCCAGUGCUGCCUGAGCUGUCCUUCCCAAGGUGGACAAGGUGAAGCCAGAAGGAGGUGAAGCACGAGGUUCCAGCUAACUUGGGCUGAGAGUGAGGCCUGCAUGAAGAGAAGGAAAAGGACCAUUAAGACCUCAUUCCAUGAAGAGGCUGCUGCUGUUACCCUGGCAGCUGCAGAGGCCAGUUCAGGCAUCCAUAAUCUGAAAUGAACUGUUGAACAGGUGAGAGAUUCCACACCUGCUCUCAAGUGCCCAAGACCUGGAGAAAUGGCCCUGCGGUGAAGAACUCUUGACCAAGAGCUGGCUUUGUUCCCAGCACCAGCUGGAGCCUCACGUGCACCUGUAACUCCAGAUCCAAGGGGUUGGGCGCCCUCUUCUGGCCUCAUAGGCACCGGGCAUGCAGGCGGUGCACAAACAUGCAGGCAAAACACCUGUACACAUAAAAUAAAUACCAUUUUUGUUUUUAAA